UGAAAAUGGACCUAAUUUGAGAUACAAUAAUCUUGGUUGAACCAAACUUUAACCAAACACACUAACCCUUUGUUAACAUUUUGUAUGAUCAAUCAUGUGAUUCUCUUUACAAAAUACAAACCCUUGGGAGACAAUACAACGAAAGGUACGCACCAAGUAAUAUUACAGGUCGGAUUGGCAGAGAAUACAAUACAUACAGUUUACCCAGAAACCCCCAAAAAUACUAGGGAAAAUUUUAUACAUACCCAAUUUCAGAGGGCAAGAAAAAGGGAAAAAAAAAAUAUAAAAUUUAAUCUGUCUGUGCGAUUAGAUUUCUGGGUCUUAAUCCAGAUUUUUGAUCCACAAUUGGGGGGAUUUUAAAGCUGGGUUUUGUCUCAAUUUUUCUGGAUUUUAGGAGGUUAAGAAAAUAUAUAAUUGCUAGCCUUGACUGUACAAAUGGUGAGGUCAGAAGAUUGUGAUCAUUUAAUUGAUUUGAAUGCUGAACCUGAAUCAUCAAUCCCAUGUUCCAUUUGUUUUGAUUUAGUUACCUAUGAUGGGGAGAGAUCCAGGGCUAAACUCAAAUGUGGCCAUGAAUUUCAUCUGGAUUGCAUUGGUUCUGCGUUUAAUGUGAAGGGAACAAUGCAAUGCCCAAAUUGUCGGGCAAUUGAGAAAGGUCAAUGGUUAUAUUCCAGCGGUUCUCCUGCAUGUCCAGAGCUAAGCAUGGAUGAUGGGAGUGUUGAUCACUACCCCUUUUAUUUCACUCUUACUGAACUGCCUUAUCGAGUUCACAUUUGCCCAUUUCGUGGUUUCACUCAAGUUCAUCCAUCUUCUCAGUCAAAUCUCGGAGUUAUGAGCACAUUCGCUCCGAUAGUUACCCAUCAGCAUCCUGGUCCCAACAGUCACCCUCAUCCUCACCCUCACCCUCACCCUCACCCUCACGCUCACGGAUGGGUUCAGUUUCAAAAUACGGCAUUUCUACAUCACCAUCAAGCAUCAGGACUCCCCAUGCUCAUUAGCCGCAGUACUGGAAGAUUCGACGCCCCAAGAAGCAUACCCAGACUUAUGCCUUUAGGACAAGUAUAUGAUUUUAACCCCAACUUCCCUCCUUAUGCAGACAGUUCUCCUAGAACAUGGAGCAGAGAUAAUGUUCCUCAUUUUCUAUUGCCAUGACGGGUCAUAUAUUCAAUAAUAUAUAGCAUUCCCGCAUCAAGCUCAACAACUCUCGUGACAGUCUUUGGUGGAUUUUGCUUGCGGUAUAUUGUUGAUAUCACUGUAAAUCUGUAAAAACGAUCGAUUCGGCCCCCAUGAUCUUGUACAUUUUGUUGAAUAUUAUGUUGUCGUUUGCCGAAUGAAAACUGAAUAGCAAGUAAAACCAGAUGGCGCUGCAAAAGGACAAUUUCAUUGUGUAUAGCUGCUGGUGUUGCAUGUACUCUUAACCAUUGAGAACUGCUGCUGGAUUCUGCUAAUGUCUGUAAAAUACUUGUAUUUGGUCUGUUAUAAUGUGCUUUAUGGAAUGCCAAAAAAAAAUAAUAGCUUAUGGCCA
Messenger RNA from Amaranthus tricolor (Joseph's coat), 1522 nucleotides. Its product is annotated as E3 ubiquitin-protein ligase RFI2. Lineage: Eukaryota; Viridiplantae; Streptophyta; Magnoliopsida; Caryophyllales; Amaranthaceae. The coding region runs from base 436 to 1149 and encodes 237 amino acids. The transcript has 4 exons. The record is from RefSeq and is a predicted model, not a curated record. Gene Ontology annotation, molecular function: ubiquitin-protein transferase activity.